CCUUGUCAAAAUGUCGGUUUGGCAAAACAUGAAACUGUGAAAAGAAAAGAAAGGGGAAGAAAGAAGUUUAUUUUCAUCAUAGGUUUUCCGGAAACACAAAACUGAGUUUUGUAUUUUUAUUUACAGUAGUAUGUUCUGGUUUAUGCAUCAGUGUAGUUGAUGUUUGUGUGAUUUUGUCCUCAACAUGGAUCACAGAGAGAGCAUUAAUACUGAUCCUGGAGUAACGACCGGUGCUGAAGGCCGUUGUCAGAGAUGGAGGAACCAAAGCGGGUUUUGGUUGCUUGGUCUGUGCAAUAACUUUGCCUACGUGGUGAUGCUGAGUGCCGCUCACGACAUUUUAAAACAACAGGAGUCUCAUAAUGCAACAGUGACGACUCCAGGCCACUUAGACUCGAACAGUAGAAAUGGCAGCAACAGUAGCCGCUAUGACUGCAACCCUACAUCUACUGCAGCUGUUCUUCUGGCUGACAUCUUACCCACUCUCCUGAUCAAACUGACAGCGCCGUUUUUCAUACACAAAAUGCCUUAUGGUUUCCGUAUUCUGGUGUGUGUCGCCACGGCAACAACAAGUUUCUUGGUGGUGUCAUUUUCUUCAACUGUUUGGAUGAGUAUAUUAGGUGUGAUCUUUGCCAGUGUGAGUUCAGGACUGGGCGAGAUCUCCUUCCUUUCCCUAACGGUCUAUUUUAGCAGUGAUGUGCUGAGUGGAUGGGGAUCAGGUACAGGCGGAGCAGGAGUCGCUGGUGCUGUUCUUUAUUCUGCGUUCACACAGGCUGGACUUUCACCCCGGGUUACUCUCCUGAUCAUGCUGAUCGUCCCAGCCGUUAUGAUAAUCAGUUACUUUCUACUUCUAGUCUUCCCUCCUUCGUUCCCACAGUGGAGGUCUGGGUCUGGUUUGUCCUCCGAGCAAGACUUUCAGGAACGGCGUCCGUUAAUAACAGACGAUAACGAUGAAGGCAGUGUUCCAGAUGAGAAAAGGAGAGAUAACUGUGCUGGAAAUACUUUCUCCUUCCUGACAGAGGACCAACGUACCGGAUCGCUGACCUUCUCAGACAAACUACAUAUCCUGAAAGGGCUGCUGAAGUAUAUUGUGCCUCUAUCCGUGGUCUACUUUGCUGAAUAUUUCAUUAACCAGGGAUUGUUGGAGUUGCUUUACUUCCCUGCUUCCAGAUUGUCUCAUGCAGAACAAUAUCGUUGGUAUCAGACACUGUACCAGAUCGGCGUCUUUAUAUCCCGCACCUCGCUCUACUGUGUUAAGACCAGGAGAAUCUGGGUGCUUUCAUUCCUGCAGUGUGUGAAUGCAGUCGUGCUGCUUUUUUCAGUGUAUUACCAGUUCUGGCCAAGCGUUUGGGUUGUGUUUGUAAUAGUUCUGUACGAAGGUCUGCUGGGAGGAGCUGCCUACGUUAACAUCUUCUACUUAAUCAGAGUUGAGACUGGGGAACGCGAGAGGGAGUUUGCGAUGGCUGCAGCGAGUGUUGGAGACAGUAUAGGCAUUGCGCUCUCUGCAGCACCGGCCAUCCCAAUACACAACUACUUCUGCUCUCUCUGAGGAACACGAGAGGAAGUCAUAAAGACAUACUUCCUGCAGAGACGAUGUUUAGUUGGCCCUAUUUAUUAGAAAACACCGCAAUGUACAGGCACCUCGCUCUCAGACUUUUGCACAUGGUUUUAGGUGAGCUCUGAGGAAUACCAAUCUUGUGACCAAGAUCAUGUUCCUAGUCUUCGUCUAGGAGCCAUGCUUAAGCUGGAUCAUUCCAGGAUGGAUGACUUUAAGGGGCAUCAGUUUUCUUAAUGUACUCUAAAUGUGUAAACUGUCCUGAAAUGUAAAUAUUGCCAUCUGCAGUACUGAAGCACUCCCUGGUAACAGCCAAAUCACAGUAGGUAGUGAACUUGUAAGCUCUCAAAGCUAUUUCGGUCUUCUUCUAUCUUAAUAUGUUGAGGCCUUAAAGUUUGUGGAUGAAAUACGAGAAAGUUAGUUACAUUUCCAGUUAAAAAGCAGACUUCCACCCAGCUACCAACCCCUGAGGGUAAAUCCUAGGAUGCCUUCUCUAAGACACUUAGUCUAUUAACUAUAUUUUAUUCAUUCUUGCAACAGAUGGUGAUUUUUAGAGCAGCGUAACACAAAUGCCUGCUUUUGCAUACUUUGGCUUAUAGACACCGUGAUUAGUGGUUGUCACUGUUGUUACCGGGUAAAAAGAUGGAUUGAACGGUUUUCUGUUCCGUCAGUUAAGAUCCCAUCUUGAAAAUAAGUUAAAUGUUGAAAUUUUGAACAGCAGCCAUGAAGAAUUCUGGUUUUAUCAACUUGUUGAAAGGCAUGAUUUUUUUUAUUAGCUAUGAUGUUAUGACCUUAAAGCUAUACAGUAUAGCGUCUGAAAAAGGGUUUUUUGUUUGCUUUUUUUUUUUUUUUAAGCAGACCUGGCAACCAUAUAAAACUGAACAAUUGAUUUAUUUUUUUAAAUGCGCCAUCUGUAAUUCUAUAGUAACUGAAGCACAAAUGCUUCAAAGAUGUUUGUUCACUUUGCAAAACCAAAACUGACAUUUUAUAACAAUGUAGUGUAGUAAUUUUAUUUUUUAAAUUAAACUUAAAAUGAAUGAACAACAAUCACAGGCCAAUUUGCACUUUUUUCUAGUUUACAAAAAAAAAAAAAAAACAGGAUUUUUUUUCAUAUGGGUCCAAAGAGAUAACCAUACAUAUUGCAAAUUUCUUGAUCCCAAACAAGUAUACAACUAGCUUUAAGCAGUAAGAAGUUGACUAGAGUGAAAGAACUACACUGACAUCCACAUUUGCUUAUUCAUUAUUUUUCUUUGGCUUAUUCCUUGGCUCAGAAAUGCACUUUCGAGUUUUAUUGUGAUAUUUUUUUAACAUGGCUACUAUAAACACCAAAUUUUUAGUGUGGAAUAAUGUGUGCUUGUGAAAUGAAAAUUUUUACAUUCCAAUGUUUUUGUCUCAGGAAAUGCUGAGUUAAUGUUAGCAUCUCUUUUAAUUUUUAUCAAGACUUUCUAAAUGCUGUUCUCAAUUAUUACUAUCAUUAUAAUAGCUAAACUUUAUUUUUAAUAUAAUAAUUCAUUUGAUUAUAUAUUGAUAUAAAAUAUCUUUUUCAUUUUAUUUUUCUAAUUUAUCUAGUAAAGUAAUAAGGUGAACCAUUUUUACUGUAGAACUAAAAUCAGCAUUAAAUGGUUAGGUGCAAUAAAACUGAUUCAUUCGAUUUAGUGCAAGUGGAUUAACAGAGGAACUUUAACUCAAUCCAGGUUUAAUCUUUGUUGGUACGAUGUAGUUUAAAAGAACUUGUACUAUGUGUCUGAUUUUUUUUU
Molecule: messenger RNA, 3309 nt
Organism: Clarias gariepinus (North African catfish)
Lineage: Eukaryota; Metazoa; Chordata; Actinopteri; Siluriformes; Clariidae
Gene: cln3
Product: CLN3 lysosomal/endosomal transmembrane protein, battenin
Exons: 15
Coding region: 185-1546 (453 amino acids)
Biological process (GO): regulation of intracellular pH; lysosome organization
Cellular component (GO): lysosome; membrane
Source: RefSeq, a predicted model, not a curated record